Molecule: messenger RNA, 1170 nt
Organism: Arctia plantaginis
Lineage: Eukaryota; Metazoa; Arthropoda; Insecta; Lepidoptera; Erebidae
Source: the annotation of a GenBank genome assembly
AUGGAAAUAGAAAUUGAGUGUUCCAAAACAGACAUUCCAGAAGACAACUAUAGUAAUUGUAUCAUUACCGAGUCUAAUAUCAAAUAUAACAAUAUGAAGUUUGAAGAUUUUUUUAAAAACUUUAUGAUAAGGAAUCAUCCUUGCUUAAUAAGAAAUGUAACCAGUGAUUGGCAAUGUGCCAAAAAAUGGGUAGAAAAUGAUCAUAUUAAUUAUAACUAUAUCAAAUCAGCUUAUGGUGAUCUUGAAGCACCUGUUGCAGACUGUAAUGCUUUAAAAUACAACUCUCAUUGUAAAAAUGACAUGAAUGUAUCAGAUUACAUGGAAUAUUUAAAAGAUCCAAAGUGUAAUAAACUUUUAUAUUUAAAAGAUUGGCAUUUGAGGCAGCAUAAACCAGAGGACAACUUUUAUAAAACACCCCAAAAUUUUGCCUUGGACUGGCUUAAUGAGUAUGCCGUUGAUAAUGAGCAAGAUGACUUUAUGUUUGUGUAUAUAGGACCAGAAGGCUCUUGGACACCAUUGCAUGAAGAUGUGUACUGUUCAUACAGCUGGUCAGUGAAUGUAGUUGGCAGAAAAAAAUGGAUUCUUUUUCCUCCUGGAGAGCAAAACAAAUUUAAAGAUACUCUUGGCAAUCUUCCUUUGAUGUUUGAACCAGAAAAAUAUAAAAACAUUAAAUACUUUGAAAUUAUACAAGAAAAGGGAGAUGCUUUAUUUGUACCAUCCGGCUGGCAUCAUCAAGUGAUCAAUGAAAUGCAUACUAUCUCAGUGAAUCAUAACUGGAUUAAUGCUUGUAAUAUACACAUUGUUUGGAAAGCCUUACAAAAUUCUUUGCUUAUGGUAGAACACCAAAUUAGAGAAUUUAAAGAUACACCUGAGUUUCCUUCACAAUGUCAACUAAUAUUAAAAUCUGUUUUUGGGAUGGAUUUUAAAGACUUUCUUACUCUUUUGUUUUAUAUAAGUAAAAAAAGGCUUAAACAAUUACAAGGCGACUCAAAAUUAGGCUUAGAUAAAUAUUCUCUCGGAAUUAAUAUCAUCAAAUUUGAAUUAAAACAUAUACUUAAAGUUAUGGAUUCAAUUAAUACACACCCAAUAUUAAUAAGUAAGAAUUUAUUACCCUCAAUACAGGAUGAUUUUACAGAAAUAAAGGACAACAUUUCACAAAUAUUGAAUUAA